Molecule: messenger RNA, 4320 nt
Organism: Colletotrichum orchidophilum
Lineage: Eukaryota; Fungi; Ascomycota; Sordariomycetes; Glomerellales; Glomerellaceae
Product: CPSF A subunit region
Exons: 5
Coding region: 1-4320 (1439 amino acids)
Cellular component (GO): nucleus; mRNA cleavage and polyadenylation specificity factor complex
Molecular function (GO): protein binding; nucleic acid binding
Source: RefSeq, a predicted model, not a curated record
AUGCAGUGCUAUACAGAGCUCACGCCACCCACUGGUGUGCAGUACAGUCUCAGCUUGCCCUUCCUCUCGGCGCAAAGUAACAAUCUAGUCGUCGCAAAGGGCUCUUUACUGCAGAUCUUCUCGACAAAGACCAUUUCUUCCGAGUUCGACACGUCGCAAACUCGAGAGCAACAGACUUCUAGGGCCGAGGAACCAUACGACCGCCGAUUGAACGACGAUGACGGCCUCGAGUCUUCCUUUUUGGGCGGCGACGGUAUGCUGGUUCGCGCCGAUCGAUCAAACAACACCAAGCUCGUGCUCGUGGCCGAAUUUCCAUUAUUUGGUGUCGUAACGGGACUGGCAAGAAUUAAAUUGCAACACUCCAAGUCAGGUGGUGAAGCUCUUCUGAUUGCUACAAGAGUUGCCAGGCUGAGCUUGGUCCAGUGGGAUCCCGAGAAACACGCACUCGAGGAUAUCUCCAUCCACUACUACGAGAAAGAAGAGCUAGAAGGCUCUCCAUUCGACGGCCCGUUGAGCAACUACUGCACAUAUCUUGCUGCCGAUCCUGGUUCGCGAUGCGCCGCUCUCAGGUUUGGCCCCAGAUACAUCGCCUUUCUCCCCUUCAAGCAAGCCGAUGAGGACAUAGAUAUGGAUGACUGGGAUGAAGAUGUGGAUGGACCUCGGCCGGCAAAAGAGCCAUCAGCAGCAGCGGCCACAAAUGGAACUAGCAACAUAGCAGAUGUACCAUACUCAACAUCAUACGUCCUCCCUCUACCGCAGCUUGAUCCCAGUCUCCUUCAUCCUGUGCACCUCGCCUUCUUGCAUGAGUACAGAGAGCCCACCUUUGGCAUCAUCUCCUCAACACAGCGCCGCUCCAACACCUUACCUCGCAAGGACCACUUCUCUUACAAGGUCUUCACUCUCGAUUUACAACAGAGGGCCUCGACCGCGAUUCUCUCCGUCAACAACCUACCCCAGGACCUCUUCAAAGUCAUUGCCCUGCCAGGUCCUGUCGGCGGCGCUCUGCUCAUCGGCACGAACGAGUUGAUUCAUAUAGAUCAGUCUGGAAAGCCGAACGGUGUGGCUGUCAACGCCUUCACUAAGGAAACCACGAACUUCCCUCUCGCAGAUCAGUCUGAUCUGGAUUUGCGGCUCGAGCACUGUUACAUCGAACUUAUGUCUGCCGAGAAUGGAGAGUUGCUGAUGGUGCUCAGCGACGGGCGACUGGCCAUCGUCACCUUCAAGAUUGAUGGACGCACAGUUUCAGGGGUCAGCGUCAAGCUUGUGCCGAUCGAAGUUGGUGGCAACAUUGUCCAGUGUAGUGUCUCCUCCAUCUCGAAGCUUAGCAGGAACGUCUUCUUCCUAGGGACUACGGGGAGUGACUCCCUUGUUCUCGGCUGGACACGAAAGCAGGCGCAGAACGCACGCAGAAAAACACGAUUGGUCGACGACUCAUUCGAGUAUGACCUGGAAGAUGAAGACAUGGAUGACGACGACGAUGACGAUCUGUAUGGUGAAACGACAACAACAAUGAUUCAGCCCGGUGCGACUGCGAAUGGGGUUUCCAAGGGAGGAGACUUGAGCUUCCGCAUUCAUGAUUCCUUGCUGAGCAUUGCGCCCAUCAAGGAUAUGGUGUCGGGCAAGCAAGCUUUCAUUCUAGACAGCGAGGAGGAGAAGAACUCGGUCGGUGUCGUAUCCGACCUGCAGCUCGCCUGUGCUGUGGGCAAGGGCAAUGCCGGCGCUGUUGCUAUCAUGAACCAAAAUAUUCAGCCAAAGGUCAUCGGUAGGUUCGAGUUCCCAGAGGCCAGAGGAUUCUGGACCAUGUGCGUUCAGAAACCCAUUCCAAAGUCCUUGCAAGGGGACAAGGGGGCCAACGCCGCAGUGGGUAGCGAAUUUGAUGCUUCAUCUAUAUACGACAAGUUCAUGAUUGUUUCAAAGGUUGACCUGGAUGGGUAUGAGACGUCAGACGUUUAUGCUCUUACUGGUGCUGGUUUUGAAGCGUUGUCAGGAACAGAAUUUGAUCCCGCGGCGGGCUUUACGGUGGAGGCCGGUACUAUGGGAAAGCAUCUGAGGAUCAUUCAAGUUCUCAAAUCGGAAGUACGUUGCUAUGAUGGAGAUCUGGGCCUAAGUCAAAUACUUCCGAUGCUCGACGAGGACACCGGUGCUGAGCCACGAGUGAUCACUGCCAGCAUUGUCGACCCUUAUCUUCUCCUCAUUCGAGACGACUCGAGCAUUAUGGUGGCUCAGAUCGACAACAACUGCGAGUUGGAGGAAAUGGAAAGAGAAGAUGACGCUAUUCUUUCGACGAAGUGGCUUGCAGGAUGCCUGUACAAAGACGUGAACGGUCUUUUUGGCCCGAAGCAAAAAGACGGGGCCACAACAGAAGAUCACGGCAUUUUCAUGUUCUUGCUGAGUGCGGCGGGGGCUCUUCAUAUAUACGCUCUCCCCAACCUUUCUAAGCCAGUCUACGUUGCUGCUGGCUUGACCUAUGUUCCUCCUUUCCUGUCCGCAGACUACGCCGUCAGACGGGGUACCGUUCAAGAGACGCUGACUGAGAUUUUGGUGGCCGAUCUUGGUGAUGCUACUGCGGCUUCACCACACCUCAUCCUCCGUCAUGCAAAUGACGACCUCACUAUAUACGAACCGAUCCGUCUCAAAUCACAAGACGAUUCCGUGGGUCUGGCAAAGACUCUCCAUUUCCGCAAGAUCAACAACCCUUCUCUCGCCAAGAGUCCCGUUGAAGUUGCUGAUGAUGAUGCCAACGAGCAACCGCGGUUUGUUCCUCUUCGGUCCUGCAGUAAUAUCAGCGGGUAUAUCACCGUCUUCUUGCCUGGUGCCUCGCCGUCCUUCAUCAUCAAGUCUGCCAAGAGCAGUCCGAAGGUCGUCGGCCUGCAGGGCAUUGGUGUGCGCGGCAUGAGCUCAUUCCACACAGAAGGCUGCGAGCGCGGCUUCAUCUAUGCCGACUCGGAGGGCCAAACACGUGUCACACAGCUCCCCGCAGACACGAACUUUGCCGAACUGGGCGUUUCUGUGCGCAAGAUACCGGUCGGCGAUGCCGUUGGCCUGAUCGCCUACCAUCCCCCAAUGGAGACCUACGCCGUUGCGUGCAGUGUCUCUGAGGCGUUUGAGCUCCCAAAGGACGAUGACUACCAUAAGGAGUGGGCCAAGGAGACCACAACCAUAUAUCCCCGAACCGAACGCGGCAUCAUUAAGCUCAUGAGCCCGACGACGUGGUCCGUCAUUGACGCCGUUGAGCUCGAGCAGCACGAGGUCGCGAUGUGCAUGAAGACACUUCACUUGGAAGUUUCCGAAGAAACCAAGGAGCGCCGAAUGCUCAUCACCAUCGGCACCGCUAUCAACCGCGGCGAGGAUCUGCCUAUCCGCGGCCGUAUCCUCGUCUACGAUGUUGUCCCCGUCGUCCCGCAACCCGGCCGGCCCGAGACGAACAAGAAACUCAAGCUCGUUGCCAAGGAGGAGAUACCCCGCGGCGCCGUUACCGCCAUAUGCGAGGUCGGCUCCCAGGGUCUCAUGCUCGUCGCCCAGGGACAGAAGUGCAUGGUGCGCGGUCUCAAGGAAGACGGGACGCUGCUGCCCGUUGCCUUUAUGGACAUGAAUUGCUACGUCACGGCAGUGCGCGAGGUCCGCGGUACGGGUUACUGUCUCAUGACAGACGCCUUCAAGGGCGUCUGGUUCGUCGGGUAUGCCGAGGAGCCGUAUAAGAUGAUGCUCUUUGGUAAGAGCGCGGGCAAGUUCGAGGUCUCGACGGCUGACUUUGUCGUCGCCGGCGACGAACUGCACAUUGUCGUCUGCGACAAGGACGGCGUGAUCCAUGUGAUGCAAUUCGACCCGGAGCAUCCAAAAUCACUCCAGGGCCACCUCCUACUGAAUCGCGCCUCCUUCUCCGCGGCCCCAAACCACCCGACGGCAACACUCUCCCUUCCCCGAACCUCCGCGUCCCCGUCACCGGCCACCGCCUCCAAGAACCCGCCCACGACCCUCCUCCUCGCCUCCCCGACCGGCGCCCUCGCCUCCCUCAAUCCUCUCGGGGAGCAAGCCUACCGGCGCCUGACGUCGCUCGCCAACAGCAUUGCUGCCGCCGUGCCCCAGGCGGCGGCCACGAAUCCGAAAGCCCACCGCCUGCAACCCCUCGACGCGCGCACGCCCGGCGUCGACACCAGCGCCGGCCGCAGCAUCGUCGACGGUGCCCUGCUCUCCCGCUGGAACGAGCUCGGUGCCGGGCGUCGGUUCGAAGUAGCCGGCAAGGGCGGCUACGGCGACGUACUCGAGGUCAGGGGUGAGUUGGAAGGUGUCCUAGGAUGGAGCGGUAUGGCCUACUUCUAG